AAAGGAAAAGAAAAGGUGGGAAUGGCGCCAAGAUUGGCGCCAAAAACAUCAAGAAGAUUUUCCCAUAGGGUUGAUGACAUUUUGUUCAUAAUCACAAAGAUUCACAAACACUUCCUUCCAAUCUCUCCAACCUCACGGAUCCAACAUGGACAAGGACAACAAUGCCAUCGCAGCGCCGACGGGAUGCUACAAGUGCGGGAAGCCGGGCCACUGGUCUCGUGACUGCCCUUCCUCCGCUCCAAAUCCCAAUCCUACUUCCAAUUCUUCCAAACCUCCUUUCUCCUCUGCUCCUGCUGCUCCUUCAAAAGCUGUAGAAAAGCCAAAGAAAGCCCCCAGAACCAGGCCCAAGCUCACUCCCGAGCUACUCCUUUCUGAGGAUGGUCUAGGUUACGUCCUUCGCCAUUUUCCUCGUGCUUUCAAGUAUCGCGGCCGUGGACACGAGAUCAGUGAUUUGGAAAAUCUUAUUGGAUUAUACAGGGAAUGGCAUUCUCAUAUACUCCCUUAUUACUCUUUCGAGCAUUUUGUACAUAAGGUGGAACAGGUAGCUGCUACGAAACGUGUAAAGAUGUGUCUUGGAGAACUAAGAGAGAGAGUUGCCAGGGGAGGGGAUCCUACGAAGUGGCGUGAGGCACCAAUUUUAAAUGAUGAUGAUGAUGUCAACAAUGAAAAAGAAGCCAAGGAUCCGGAGGGUGUAUUCGAUAAUCCAGAAGAGGCGUCUUUGAGGAAUAAUGGUGCUGAUGACAUUGAAGAGGACAUGCUUCAGGAAGUUUAUGAGAAAGCUACGGAAGAACCGUUGCAGAAUGAACAAAGUGAUUCCUUAACCACUGGUGGAACUAUGGAAGGUGUGGCCAACCAAGAACCCAACCAAGAACCAAAGACUAGUAAUUCAAGUGAAACAAGUGAGCUCACAGAGGAACAGAGAGUUCGAAUGGAAGCAAACAGGUUGAAGGCCUUAGAAAGAGCUGCAGCCAAGGCCCGCUCGUUGGCUACCGUUUAAAUAACAUUCGAAGUGAUGGUUUUUGGCUUGUGAAAGGUUCAACCACCUUUGGGAGUUUCUUCCUCAAAUCUCCAAAAAUUUUCCCUAAAUUUCGACGAAUGAGUCUUUAGAAUGUCAAUUUGCAAUUUUAUAUGCUCAUUUUUUGAAAGGUUUAUGUUAAGUUAUUAAUCAAUUGAGCCUGCAUUGUAAAUUAAUAAUUUGAAGUUUAUCAAAUUUUUUCUUUUGUA
This is a messenger RNA of Cucumis melo (muskmelon), 1224 nucleotides long. RefSeq lists its product as uncharacterized. The record is from RefSeq and is a predicted model, not a curated record. Gene Ontology annotation, biological process: replication fork processing; DNA damage response; DNA replication checkpoint signaling. Bases 146 to 997 code for a protein of 283 amino acids. Gene Ontology annotation, cellular component: replication fork protection complex; nucleus. Lineage: Eukaryota; Viridiplantae; Streptophyta; Magnoliopsida; Cucurbitales; Cucurbitaceae. The transcript is spliced from 5 exons. Gene Ontology annotation, molecular function: zinc ion binding; DNA binding.